UACCUGGAGAUCUGUCGUCUCCUCAUUGAUACAGGAUGUAAGAUCGACAUCACAACAAACAGUGGAUACACAGCUUUACAUUGGGCUGCUGAGGAGGGAUAUCUACAGAUCACAAGAUGUCUGGUAGAACAAGGAGGCGCCAGUCUCUUGGUUACAACACAUCAGGGUGAGACUCCAUAUGAUCUAGCAGCAAAAAGCAAAAAGAGGCAUUAUGAAGAAGUGAUGGAAUACUUACAGGAACUAUCAAAUCCAAUUUUGACCAAACUCAGACAGUUAAAUAGAAAUGAGUUCCAGGAUCUUGUAGCUCUCGGAACAUUUGCUUCCUAUGAAAACAGGGUUUAUUUGUCUGGGCCUUGUAACAUUGGGAAAUCGUCGCUUGCAAGUAUUCUUAUCGGCGAGGAAAUUCCAAAGACGUGGUUUUCAACUGAUGGACUAAUUAUUCAUUUUGGAAGAAAUGGCAUCGACUUACAACAACGAAAGAUGAUUCCAUUGGUAAAAGGUAGUGGUGAUGUUUUAGCAAAACUACUUCUCGGGAAUCCAGAAUUAAAGAAACAACCAAGUCUGCAAGAUGAGAGUAUAGAAAAAAAUCAAGGUGAUCCAAAGUCUAAUGUUAAAACAAAGGGAAAUCAAUUAAAUCUAUCGAAUGUAAAUCUGGGUCCUUCAAACCAGGAACACAUGUCAUCGAAAUCCAAUCAGGAGACAUCAAAAGACUUCAAGGAACAACCAAUCCAUACUGCCCAUUCCAUUCAAGAUGAUUUAUUGGAAAAGAUUAAGAAAGGUACAAAUAUCAUGAAUAUAGCACCAUCAGAUCUGGUCGAUUUUGGUGGACAAAAAUCAUUUGAUAUGACCCAUCAGUUAUUUAUCCAGCACAAGGGAACGUUCAUUCUGAUGUUUGAUGGACGUAAAGGCCUUUAUACAGAAUUAGAAGAAUAUCCGCAAGGAGAUGUUACUGCAGCAUCUAUUCUGGAGCAUUGGAUUAAUUCUGUAUUGACAUACUGUAACAAAACUGAAGAUAAAAUGCCAAGAAUUUUGUUUGCGGCCACUCAUAGUGAUAGCUUCUCAGAGGAUGAGCAAAAGAAACUGGUGCUUAAAUUCAAAGAAGAACUGCGGAAAAUGUUUUCCUUACACAAGCUUCAUGAGCAUAUCAUGUAUGACAAUGUCUUUUUCAUGAAUGCAACGGAUGCAGCAGAUCGAGAUAUUGAGCGCUUGAAGGAUACAUUAGUUGAUAUCGCCUUUCAGCAGUCAACAUGGGGACAACAGAUGCCGAUUGUUUGGGUGCCUCUUGAUUUACAGAUAUCAGAUAUGAGAGCAGAGGGAGUAAAGUUGAUAACAAAGAAGAGACUUUUAGAGAUAAACAAAUCUAAUAAUGAAUUUGCUCUAAAUGAAAGAAGAGUAGACGAUUUCUUACUUGUUCAGCACUCAAUCGGAAAGCUGUUGUAUUUCGAUGAACCUGCUUUGAGAGAUUUCAUUGUCAUUCAACCUUCAGCAAUGGUCAAUAUCCUGAGAGCCUUCGUUACAGACAUAAUGUUUUGGCCAGAAAAAGGACCUGUUCGAGACAUACUUGAAAAAUUAUCAUCUACUGGAGUUCUAAAGAAGACAGAUCUUAUUACUCUUUGGUCACAACCAGCUUUCAAGGAAAUUUUGACCGAUAUCAGAACAAAGGAAUAUAUAGUGCAAGUCCUCCUCCAUCUAGAUAUCCUUGUAGAACCUAAAAGAUACACUGAAACGGAAGUUGCUGCAGAUUCUUUUCUAGUACCCUGCAUUGUGAAGGAAAAUAUUCCACAAAAAAUGCGCAGAAAUGCAACAGACGACAAAACACUAUGCAUAGCUUAUCAUCUGAAGGAGACAGUAGUUCCAUCUACUUUGUCGUUCAAGCUUAUAGGGGCUGCUAUUAGCAUCUGGCCUCUGAAAGUAGACACCUCUCGGUUUUGUCUUUAUUUUCAAGCUGCAAUUAUGGAUGCUGACAACAGAAAUGAACUUCAAAUUCAUGUUAAAGGGCAGAGAAUAUUUGCAUACCUCAUCAAUGACGAGUCAAAGCAGCUCAUAUCACCAGAUCUAGCAACAACAACACAGGAAUGCCUAACUUUGGCACUUGAACGAAUUCUUCAGUUUUACCAUCGUUGUUUUGGUAAACAAAGUCACCAUUUAAUGUCAGAUCUGUUUGAAAUAGAAGUCGGAGAAGUAUGCAAAGGCGAAACGUGCUUACUUCCAUUUUGUGAUGCUAAAACAAGAAAGUCUUGGAUAUGCAAGAAUGGAAUAGAACAUAAAACCAAAAUUUCUCUGAACUGGGUUUUUGAUAAGAAUAAAGAGACUUGUGACGAAAACUGCAAUGGUCUUGGCUCAGAAAUGCUCCUCCUAGAACCAAAUGAUCAUCAUUUCGUCCAUUUAGCACAAAUAAUGGGGAUUGAUGAGUUUCGUGAAUUCUUGAUUCAUCUAGGUAUCAGCACAGCUGAUUACGAAAAAUUGAAUCAUUGUUAUUACUCAAAUCCAAUGAAUUUUAUGUUGAUGGGGUUGUUUAAAUGGAGGGAUAAGGCAGAAAUUGACCAAUCAAAAUCAACAUUUGAGGAAUUGAUGAGAGCUCUGACAGCUAUUGAUAGAAAACAUUAUCUUUGCAAGGUACAGAGAGAGGACCAUAGUUUGAUGGUAAAAUCUCACAGUCGCCUUCAAGAUGUUCCACCAGAAGAGGUAAUUAAAGCUUUGACGCAAAAGAACCUAAUAGGUGACUGCGUUGUUCACUUUGGUAUUGAACUGGGUCUUACCAGUGUGGACAUCAGUAAGACUUUGUACAAUUUCCAAAGGGAUUUAGAUGGUCAAAUACAUGAUCUUCUUAUGAAAUGGAUGAAGACAGAUGGGAAGAAACCAACAAUAUACUGGUUGAUGGUGGCUUUAAAACGUGUUCAAGCAGUGAAAGGAUUCAACUAUGUGAAGAAAAAAUAUUGUGUUGAAUAAGAUUGUGUGCUCAAGUAGGAAAAAAGUAAUCAGUAUAUAGGAUAAGGAUAAUACUUUUUCUUAGAUAAACUGUACCCAUUGGUGGCCUUGGUAUGUUUUCUACUCAAUGGUCGGUUUAGUGCCUGUUUCACACAUUCCCUGUUUUCUGCUCAUUGGUCAGUUUAGUGCCUGUUUCACACAUUCCCUGUUUUCUGCUCAUUGGUCGGUUUAGUGCCUGUUUCACACAUUCCCUGUUUUCUCCUCAUUGGUCAGUUUAGUGCCUGUUUCACACAUUCCUUGUUUUCGGCUCAAUGGUCGGUUUAGUGCCUGUUUCACACAUUCCGUUUUCUGCUCAUUGGUCAGUUUAGUGCCUGUUUCACACAUUCCUUGUUUUCGGCUCAAUGGUCGGUUUAGUGCCUGUUUCACACAUUCCGUUUUCAGCUCAUUGGUCAGUUUAGUGCCUGUUUCACACAUUCCUUGUUUUCAUUCUCUAUUUCAGAUUUUUAACUCAUUUUCGUAUUUCCUGCAAACAAUGGUGAUUGCCAUUGGCGUCAUUUUUUGUCGAACUUGCAACUUCUGUUUUGAUAAUGAUCCAGCAUAAAUUAUCAUCUAAAUUUCAUGGGGCAUUAGCCAGUGUUGAGUUCAUGUUUCAGAGUGUUUCUUAGUAACUAUAUGCACUGAUUCAACUAUAGUUGUAUUUUAUGACUUUUAAGCAUAUAUUUCUGUCUGGAUGGCUUGUAUUAUGUUCAAUGUUUUCAGUUGAUGAUUUUGGCUUUUCAACUCUACGCACUGCACUCUUUGUCACCAACUGUUCCUAAUUUGUUGAUAAAUGUAUGCAGGCUUUUUAUGUUGUCACCUUAUUUGAAGGAGAAAUGUUUAAUUUUUCGUCCUAUAAGUAGUUUUUACAUGUUAGACAGAGAGAAGUGAAGACCUUAUAUAGUUCGGGCUUCAUGAGAAUUAAGUAGAAGGGAUUGAACAUGUUAGAUAAAUGCUCUUUGAAUGAUACAUUUAAUAGAUUCAUAAGCAUUUACACUUUCAGGGAUAUUCUUUCUUGAAAAUUAAGAUUUAAUGAGUUAUCCAAUCAGAGACGUAAAAAGAAACACAUAGACUUUUUUUCAGAAUUUAAAAUUCCUUUCAAACAAUCCUGUUCAGAGAGGUUAAUCCAUAUCGAUAGAAAUGACAAUUCACUAUUAUAAUAUCCACCCUUUCCCUUUGCAAAUAAAUUUCCUACAUUUAUACUAUGUACAAAUGUAAGUUCUUUACUGGCUAUAAAUGACCAAAUAUAGUGGUAACCGUGAUUUAUAGGAAAUAACACAAUACUUUUCUGCCAAAUAUCAAAUGGCUGCAAACAAAUGUAAAUAGCAAUGUUGAUUGUGAUCUAGAUUCGUUUGCAAGCUUAUUAUUUUUAUUGAUCGAAUUUGAAAAUAAAUUCCAUCCAAAGUCUUUUGAUUAAUUAACAUUUUAAGACGCGAAUCAAUGCAUGUGGUUUUAAAUUAGAAAGAUGUUCUCUGUAUUUUUUUGUUAAAUAAUUGUAUGUUUUGAGAUUAUGACGCAGUAAUGACUGCUAUAUCCAUAUGCUGACUAUUUUACUUAUUAUGUCUGUUUAUUCACGCAUCGUUGUAAAUAUAACUGAAUGUGAUGCGACUGUCAUACAAAUGAGAGGUUUUGCGCUAUAAAACCAGGUUUAAUCCCCCAUUUUCUACAUUUGAAAAUGCAUGUACCAAGUCAGGAAUAUGACAGUUGUCCAUUCGUUUUAUGUGUUAUAUCAUUUAAUUUUGCUAUUUGAUUAAGGACUUACAGUUUUGAAUUUUCCUCAGAGUUCAGUAUUUUUGUGAUUUUACUUUUAAAGCAUUUGGAUUUUUAAAAUAGUUUGGCUUUUUAACUGUUUUUGAUUUGAGCGCACUGGCGAGUCUUUAGCAGUCGAAAUGCGCGUUUGGACUAAAUACAAAAGUUAGUCCUGGUACCUAUAAUGAGUUUAUUUAUUACCACUGGGUCGAUACCACUGCUGGUGGAGUUUAAAUUCCUCGAAUUCUGUGCUGACAUGGAUUAUCAUUUUAAACAACGGUUAUAUUUAUAAAUUAACUGUAUACAAAAAUGCCAAAUCUGAUCCUGGUAUCUAUAAUGAGUUUAUUUGCAUACAAUUGUCCAUUUUGUUAAUAAAUGCAAUCAACAGUCAGUCCUUGUGGUUGUUAUACAUGUUAUAGAUGUAUUUAAUUAAGUAGUCUAUUAACGGACAAUUUACAAAAGUACUGACUAAUGAGCUGAAGAAACCAUUGGGGACUGAUGAAUCGAAAAAAAAAAUGAAGAAAAAUAUAAUAGACCUUUAAAAUAGUUAUCAAAGGUAUCAGGCUUAAUAUUAAAUACGCCAGACUCGCGUGUUUCCUCUACAUAAGACUCAUCAGUGAACAUGCAUUAUAGUUCGAAAGCCAAACAAGUACAAAGUUGAAGAGCAUCGUAUAGACCUAACAUUCCAAAAAAUUGUGGCAAAUAUCGCUUAAGAAAUUUAUCUGGGAAAAAGUUAAAUGGUGGGGCGCUAUGAAAAGGGAAAAUGACUGUCUGUAAUCUGUUAAAAAAGCACUGUAUAAUUCAUGUAAUUGUUGAUUUUUGAUUCUUUGUUUUUAUUUCACGCUGUUAAUCGCAGACACGGGUUAUGGGUAGGUUGGCUGCCCACAAGCAUAUUUAACCUGACACAUUCUGAAUCGGCUGUAAUUCACUGCUAUUAGUUUGUUGGUGCAUAUCGUAUUUGAUUUUUGUAUUUGUGCUUUAUGAUUUAAUAUUAUAUUGUAAAAGAAAUUGAAUUUAUACAUUUGUUUACCUAACAUUUUGAGGAAAGACACUAUUGGCCGCAAUCAAGGCUCUUAAAAGUGUUUACUCUGAAUCUUAAAAUGAACUGUAAUGAGAAGAUUUGUUUAGCCGAGAAGUACAGUUUUUGAUAGAUAUCAAUUUCAGAACCAGGUUAAUUGCAUUUUGAUAAUUUAUGAUAAUGUUGGAUUUCCAGGCAAAAAUGAAAGGACAGCCAAAAGUUUCCUAAUUCCAACUUUGCAAUUCUUAAGUUGUAUCUCUGAACCUCUGAAAAUUUAGUUUCCAGAUUGCAAUUUGUAAUUUGUACCACUGCAUCUGGACAAUUUUACGUUUAAGAUUUGCAUCUAGAAAUAUGUAACUAUGUAAUUCAAAAUUCUAAAUGCAACAUGAUAACGUGUUUAUUUUGUGAGGUAUAUAUUUGUAAUGUAAA
This is a messenger RNA of Mytilus trossulus (common blue mussel), 6160 nucleotides long. RefSeq lists its product as uncharacterized. Gene Ontology annotation, molecular function: protein binding. Gene Ontology annotation, biological process: signal transduction. Lineage: Eukaryota; Metazoa; Mollusca; Bivalvia; Mytilida; Mytilidae. The coding region runs from base 223 to 2949 and encodes 908 amino acids. The record is from RefSeq and is a predicted model, not a curated record. The transcript has 11 exons.